UAACAACUGGGUACAGAGUUCCGUGCAGCUCGAGCUUGUCGGACGUUGCUUUCUCUUCCGCCUCUCUCCCCCGCCCGCUGUAGGAUAUUGUUAGCACAAUGGCGCUUGUGUUCACUGCUCUCCGUGUACUACUGGGCGUUGCAUUCGCGCUCUCAGGUGCUGUCAAACUCACAGACCAGAUAUCGGAGGAAACCCACGCGCACAUGAGCUCGCAGUUCGUGCAGUUCGCCUCCGUGUUCCCGCUGCGGGUCGUGGGGGUGGAGGUGGACCCCGUGCAGUACCUGGCUCUCACAGGCUGGCUGGAGCUGGUGUGCGGAGUUCUACUGGCCUUCGGACCCAGACUGCUCCAGGAGAUCAGCAACCUGGUCCUGUCUGUGGUCAUGAUGGUGGCCAUCUUCACCCUGCUCAAGCUGCAGGAGCCGUUGUACAUGUGCUGCCCGGCUGCCGUGUUCCUGGGGCUGCUGCUGCUGCUGGCCAUCCGGGGCCGAGGGGGCCCAGGGGCCAAGAGCAAGAGACAGUGACCGCGCCCAUAAACACACACACACACACACACUCACACACACUCUUACACACUCACUCACACACACAUAAACAUACACACACUCUUACACACCCAUAAACAGACACACUCUUACACACACACAAACACACACUUCUGACCCUAGAUCAGCUCUCCUCCUCGCUUCCUGAAUAGCAGCCCCUGCCCCCCAGCUGGGCUAUGCCACAUUCCAGGGGUCGUCCUCGCCUGGAGAUGAGCUCUCGGCACCUCAGGUGUCCUUUUUUAAAAAUGACCUAUUCCGCCUAUUCUUAUAAUCGUGUGUGUCGUGUGCAUACGUCAACCACAGAAAUGCAUGUUAUUUUUCAAUGCGAAAUGGAAUAAAUCGUCUUGCAGCGCUAUAGGACUGAGGGGUUUGAUAACUGACUAUGACAUAAUUUUGUGCUUUUUAGCAUGGGUCGGGGCUCAUGGGUCGGUCUUUGCGUGGGAUUUUCGGGGGCAUAUAGCACUUGUGUACAAAGGGCUGUGAAAUAGACUUGCAGGUUUGAAAGUGAGAAAAUGCUUUGUAAAUUUGUGCAUUCUUCAGUAAAGGGCCUAAAGCAGGCAUUCUCGCCUUUGGGCAGCAGUACACUGAGCUAACAGCUCCAGACAGGAAGGUGUGUGAAAAAAUCUCAUAUCUGCAAAAAUGGAACCAGCAUAAGCUUAUCCCACCAGAACAUUGUCCCACCAACACAACACUGUACUUCAGUCAGUGUUGUUGGCUCUAAGACAUGUCUAACACUGAUAGAACUACAAGAGAACUUUCAGUGGGUUAAAAAAAAUACUGGCAAAUGGACAUGGGGGUAGUUUUUCUAGAUUUAUGACCUGUAGAAUCACAAUCAUUUGGGAGUCAUUGAGCCAAUCAGAGGUGACAAUUCUACAUGGCGUGGCAGUGAUGCGGGGGGUGGGUGGGUCCCAAAUUCUGUGUGUUUGUUUUGUGGGACUAAUGUUUGGACAAAGAUAAGGACUGUUCUGAGAGAGAAAAUGUAAUGUUCUCACAGAAUUGUAAACGAUUAAUGCAUUGCAGGAGCUUAUUAGUAGCAAUUACAUUUGGCUUUGAUGACCAAUUAAUUCAUGUCAUUCCUACAUUUUGAGUUGUUUUUAUUUAAGUUCAGAGGUGCAGUGGGGGGGGGGGGGGGUUGAUGUAAUUUUUCUGCCCUGACCAAUACUAAAAUGCAAAGGUAUCCCAAUUAUAAUACUUCCUGUCGAACCUGAAGUUGCUGGCUUGGUCCACUGCAGGCCCAAGGGGCUUACAGCAUCAGCCACAAUCACUGUAGUUCAGUAACAUUUGCCCUGGUGUACACAUCAGCACUCACUCUUUACAAGUGUUCUUGCUCAAAUUAAUUUGAAUUGUAAAUUAUUUUAGUUUUUGAUUAAAAACGCCUGAAAAGAGA
Molecule: messenger RNA, 1929 nt
Organism: Anguilla anguilla (European eel)
Lineage: Eukaryota; Metazoa; Chordata; Actinopteri; Anguilliformes; Anguillidae
Product: transmembrane protein 35B-like
Exons: 3
Coding region: 99-521 (140 amino acids)
Source: RefSeq, a predicted model, not a curated record